UGGAAUCACUGCUCCCUUCAGUGAUGAGGAAGCCAGCCUGCAUUUUAAGCACUAGUUACAGAGUGGGGUCAUGCCUCUGCAGCAGGCUCUCGAGGAACGAGUAGCCAGAAGUCUAAGUAGAACAGGAGGCAGGCACCAUGAAUAAUGGAGCUGGGGGUGGGGCUCAUGAGUGAUGCACCACAAGGGGGUGGGCCUGCUUAUGUAACUAGGACACAGGGGUCUGGCAGCUGGGGAGCCUCUGGCGGGAUGGGAGUAGCCGGCAGCCGGCGGACCCUUCCCCACAAGCAGGGUGCCAGCAUCCCCCCCAUCCAGGGCCCCUGGGUUCGGGGCUGGAAGAGAUUUUUGUCAGGUGUGGGGACCACCAUAUCGGGCCUGGACCAGCUGUGGGUACAGCGAAGGAACCAGUGCCCCCAUCUAGGGUCCCUGGAUCCAGCCCUGCUACCAGCAGAGAAGCCCCUGACUGAAUGGCCAGUGCCGAAGCUCAUCUCUCUCUUCUUGCCCGAGUUCCCCAUCCGGCCCCCCCAGGGGCAGCAGCAGCUGAAGGUCCUGGGUUUUGUGGCCAAAGGCUCCUUUGGGACUGUCCUCAAGGUGCUGGAUUGUGGCCUGGGGGCCUUGUUGGCUGUGAAGGUGGUCCCCAAGGUGGACGUUCUUCAGCGAGACAGUUUGAGGCAGUGCAAGGAGGAGGUCAGCAUUCAGCGCCAAAUCCGCCACCCAUUUGUGAGUGGCUUGGGAGGCAGCUGGCAGGGACAACGGCACCUCUUCACUAUGUACAACUACUAUAGCACAGGAGACCUGCACUCUCUCUGGGCCACGGUCGGCUGCUUCUCCGAGGCUUCCAUCCGACUCUUUGCUGCUGAACUGGCCCUGGGCGUGGGCUACCUACAUGACCUGGGCAUUGUGCAUCGAGAUCUAAAGAUGGAGAACAUUUUACUGGAUGAAAGAGGCCACCUAAAGCUCACAGACUUUGGCUUGUCACGACACCUACCCCAAGGAGGGCGUGCUUACACCAUCUGUGGAACACUCCAAUACAUGGCCCCAGAAGUCCUGAGUGGUGGGCCCUACAACCAUGUGGUCGACUGGUGGUCCCUGGGCAUCUUGCUUUUUGCCCUGGCAGCUGGAAAGUUCCCAUUGCAGGCUGAGAAGGAUCACGUGGCUAUGUUGGCAAGUGUGACUCGCUGUGACUAUGAGGUCCCAGCCUCUCUUAGCCAGGGCCUCUCUCUUCUGCUCCGGGAGCUCCUGUGCCACAACCCCUUCCACCGUCUGCGCUACCUGUAUCACUUCCAGGCCCAUCCUUUCUUUCGGGGCAUGGCCUUUGACCCUGAGCUCCUACAGAAGCAGCCAGUAUCCUUUGUCCUGGAGGCAAGAGCUGCUCUUCCUGCCCCAGCUGAGGCUGUACCGUUCCAGGAUUUUGACUGUGAUAUGAUGUCUCUCUCAGCCCACCCCUGUCCUGCCUGAAUCCCCCACCCGCCCAAGCUGGAUUAUAGCUGGGGCUCUCAGGAUCUUCUCCACUGCCAACUCAGGAAGACCUCCCUAAAUCAUCCUGUUGUCUCUGGCCCACAUACUUGUCCCUUGUUCUUUGUAGCAGCAUUCUCUCCCAUUUUGUAACUUAAAACAUUUGAUAACUGAUCCUGGGGGGCGCCAUCCCUUUAGAGUAGUAUAGUCUUCCCCCAGGGAAACCAAAGCCACAUUUCUGGGUGUCCUGUCACAGGCCUCUCAUUCCACCUUUUUCCCUCCUCAUUCAGUAGGUCAGAGCAGGCCCCUCCACAUCUCCCAGCCUCAAGCUCUUAGCCAAGGUCCUCUGGUCCACUUGUCCCUUCCUUAUUUCUUUGCCACAUUCCCUUUCUCCAGCAAUACUGAACUCUACUGACACACAUCAAUUCCUCGAGGUGCUUGACAAGCUGAGCCAGCCUGUCCUUCUCAGAAGCAAUAAUUGUUUUUUUGUAAGAAUACAUACAAAUCACCCUUGCCCCAACAAUUUACAUUUUGAAUUGUGAUCUCAGAACUCAAGGCCCAAUUGUGCAAUCUAUUAAAUAAAGAAAAUAAAAUGGAGACUUUGACAGCCUGUUGUGGAAAGGAGCGGGGUUGGGAGGAGGGGGUAACUGAGACACCCAGCUAAGAGGGAAAAGCAUAAGGUUAACUGUCCAGUUCUGUAGGGAAAGUGAUCAUCUCCCAGGAGAAUGAACAAAAAACAAUAAACUUACUUGUAGCACUUCCUGAUUUCUGAAGUAUAAUUCACACUGAAGUUUAAAAAAUUGUUAUUUUUGACAUAAUAAAAAAUUUUGAAUUUCAAAUUCUCUCCCUACAUCCCCUGCCCCAUCCAUUAAGAAGUCAAGCAAUAUGAUAUCAGUUAUAUAUGUGAAGUUAUGCAAAACAUUUCCACAUUAGCCAUGUUGGACAAAAAGGCAAGAAAAAUAAAAGUGGAAAAAGUAUACUUCAA
This is a messenger RNA of Dromiciops gliroides (monito del monte), 2437 nucleotides long. It is a transcript of the gene RSKR, whose product is annotated as ribosomal protein S6 kinase related. The record is from RefSeq and is a predicted model, not a curated record. Gene Ontology annotation, molecular function: protein serine/threonine kinase activity; ATP binding. The coding region runs from base 145 to 1455 and encodes 436 amino acids. Gene Ontology annotation, biological process: protein phosphorylation. NCBI's taxonomy places the organism in Eukaryota, Metazoa, Chordata, Mammalia, Microbiotheria, Microbiotheriidae. The transcript has 12 exons.